UAUUGCAAAUAUUUAACUCAUUCGUGAUUGUGGUCGCAACGCUUGCAGUUUAGCUGCUCAGUAUUAUGGAAGAAAGCUCACAGCGUGAUCGCGAGCAGCGCCCGAUAGCCUCUUUCGUGUUGCUCAAAAUAAAAACAAAAAACGACGAAAUAAAUGGUUCACCUUUAAACGAUUCCAGCAUUGCGAUUGAUGAGUUUUGUAUGUACGGCAUUUCCAUAAACCAACUCGAAGCGGAAACAAAGAAAAGUAUUAACAGUGUAACGGAAUUAGUGAUACCAAAAAAACCGCGUAUUUUGCAUAAGUUGUCAAUUAAACAAAAAAUUGGACCCAACAACGAUUCAUUUAAUGAAGACUCGGGCAAUGCUUUCAUCAGCUUCAUAGCGCAUAUGCGAAAACCUACUUGUCUGGUUGCAGAUCGUGGCAAUGAGUUCUGUUUUCCAAUUAUCAAACACAAACUGGACGAAUUACAAUUGAAAAUGCCGCCCAAUACACUAUGCAUGGACGCUACAUGUGCUUUUGCAGAUAUAGAUGAACAUACAAAGACUGAGUCUUCAGAAGCCGACAUAUUUAACCAAAGGAUAUUUGAAAUGUGUGAUGAACCGACAGUAAAUAUGAACAAUUCUGAUAACCGAAACGAACGGAGAAAUUCUGAAUCUUCAGAAAGUGUGAAGUUUAAACAUGGUGAUGACCCGACAGUAAAUUUUGACAAUGCAGAGAACCAACCAGAGACAGUACUUACACUUGCAGAACGGCUCGCUGCUGAAACAAAAACCAACUGGCAAGCAGAUAAUGAAUGCACACCUAAUCAAAAAAUCAUUAGGGGCGUCAUACGUCGUCCAUCAAACGAUUCAACGCCUACAACAUCUACAGCCGCACUGCACAAAAUUGAAAGAAAAAAGUUUGCAAGCGAUAUCAAUAAAAGUUAUGAUUUACCGGAUAUGUAUGACGGUAACAAAGAAAGGAUGUCUGAAUAUUUAGAAAACGAUAUAUUUAACCAAAGGAUAUUUGAACUUUGUGAUGAACCGACAGUAAAUGUUGACAAUGCAGAGAACCAACCAGAGACAGUACUAACACUUCAAGAACGUCUCGAUACUGAAACAAAAACCAACUGGCAAGCAGAUAAUGAAUGUACACCUACUCAAAAAAUCGAAAGGGGCGUCAAACGUCGUCCAUCAAACGAUUCAACGCCUACAACAUCUACAGCCGCACUGCAGAAAAUUGAAAGAAAAAAGUUUGCAAGCGAUAUCAAUAAAAGUUAUGAUUUACCGGAUAUGUAUGACGGUAACAAAGAAAGGAUGUCUGAAUAUUUAGAAAACGAUAUAUUUAACCAAAGGAUAUUUGAACUUUGUGAUGAACCGACAGUAAAUGUUGACAAUGCAGAGAACCAACCAGAGACAGUACUAACACUUCAAGAACGUCUCGAUACUGAAACAAAAACCAACUGGCAAGCAGAUAAUGAAUGUACACCUACUCAAAAAAUCGAAAGGGGCGUCAAACGUCGUCCAUCAAACGAUUCAACGCCUACAACAUCUAUAGCCGCACUGCACAAAAUUGAAAGAAAAAAGUUUGCAAGCGAUAUCAAUAAAAGUUAUGAUUUACCGGAUAUGUAUGACGGUAACAAAGAAAGGAUGUCUGAAUAUUUAGAAAACGAUAUAUUUAACCAAAGGAUAUUUGAACUUUGUGAUGAACCGACAGUAAAUGUUGACAAGGCAGAGAACCAACCAGAGACAGUACUAACACUUUCAGAACGUCUCGAUACUGAAACAAAAACCAACUGGCAAGCAGAUAAUGUAUGCACACUUACUCAAAAAAUCGUUAGGGGCGUCAUACGUCGUCCAUCAAACGAUUCAACGCCUACAACAUUUACAGCCGCACUGCACAAAAUUGAAAGAAAAAAGUUUGCAAGCGAUAUCAAUAAAAGUUAUGAUUUACCGGAUAUGUAUGACGGAAACAAAGAAAGGAUGUCUGAAUAUUUAGAAAACGAGAUAUUUAACCAAAGGAUAUUUGAACUUUGUGAUGAACCGACAGUAAAUGUUGACAAGGUAGAGAACCAACCAGAGACAGUACUAACACUUUCAGAACGUUUCGAUGCUGAAACAGAAACCGCCCAAUGGCGGGAUGGUAACGAAACCACACCUGCUAAAAAAAUCGUUCCGGGCAUCAAACGUCAUCAAUCAAACGAUUCAACGCCUACAACAUCUACAGCCGCACUGCGAAAAGUUAGACGAAAACUAUUUGUAACUGAACAAAAUACCAAUAAGAGUUAUGAUUUAGCAGAUAUGUAUGAAAGAAUUUUUAAAGUUAAUUAUAGAAGAGAGACAUCUGCUGAAGCUAAUGUGGCGGCUCUAUUGCAUUUAAUAGAAGUAUAUAGAGGGCAUUUUUAUGAAUAUGCAAACAAUCAUGCAUUCCCUUUCGAGGAAAUAUUAGUGGGUACCACCAUUCAACAGGAACUGAAAUCGAAUCCAGUUUGCGACGAACAAUUUUAAGCAUUUCUUGCACUUUCACAAGAUGUUGUACAGAAUAUAAUUACAUAUAUUUUUUCACCUAACGGUUAUUUGUAACCCCUAAACUAAAUAAGUUGACGAAAAGAUUUGAAAUCCGGUUGUCUGGCUGUUCGUCGUCCGUGCAAGCGGUAACUAGAAUAAGAAUUGAGACAUCUUAAUGUAACUUGACACACGUGUUCCUUGGCAAAACUACUAACCAAAAUAACGGAGAAUAACCACACCCACUCAACGACUGAAGCAUGCAUUUUUCAAUAACGAUGAUAACGAAAAGUUGCAUUCAAAUUGGUAUUAAAAUUGAACAAUUGGCGAGACACCGUUCUCAUUUGGGUCAAUUAGUACAUAGUAAUUAGUACUUGUUAUUUGAAAGUUACAGUUUGAAAAUGGAAAUAUGACAUAAUUUUAACAUACGUUUAAACUCUAAUUGAUUGUUUAUCUUUACAAUAUAAGUAUGUAUAUCUCAAUUUAAUCCAUGUAAAUCAAAUCCAAAUGGAACCAAUAAAACAUAUCGGAAAUAAACUCCUUACAAAUUACUAGAUGGAAGGUGUACCACGGUUCGUCUAGGAUUUGUCAAAAUUAUAACCUUUCAAGGUCCCAGAUACCGAUACCGAUUAUAAGGCUAUCGCUGACUUUCUCGGUAACACUCUCAGAUAUUGUAAAGAAAUUCAGAGGGAAUUUCGUCCUGGCAAAUUGCAAGAGUAUAAAUAAAAGUUUCAUUAAUUUCGUCAUUCUAAACAUCAGUAAUAUUUUUUCCAUUUCUUUUAAACUUUUUCGAACCUCUUCUCUUAUCUGUUUGCUCAUAUAAUGCCAGAGUUCUCAAUUGGAUUGAAAUCUCUAUAGUUUCCUGCUCACGAGAGAGGCUCAACUCAAUAACAAUCUUUUGAUUUUAUUACCUGUAAGUUCUGCUAAUGGUGAGUAAACCGUGUGCUUUGAGGAGGCAAAAUACAGCUUUCCAUGCAACGCUCUCCUUUCCUACAACGUACUGUGGCAUUUCCGUCGCGACCAAACAAAUUAAAUUUAGUUUCGCCGUUAAAAAUAAUAUUUCCCCAGUCUGAUGCAGUCCAAGAUUCGUGACAUUUUGCCACUAUGGCUAGGACAUCAUGCUCGUAAUCCAAAAUAAUUUAAAGAAAAGUGUGGAUUGAUUUAUUACGUUUUGAAUAUCCUAUUGCUUGAAAAUUGUAUGAAAUGGUGAUCUUGCGGACGUACCUACUAUUUCCUAUUUAUUUCUCUACAAAAAAAUCCAUCAUUCCUAGUAAUCUUAUGAUAUUGGGUACACAACCUAUUGCAUAAUAUAUUUUUUAUCAUCAUUAUCUGAACAUUCAACUCGUUACCAUUUCCACAGCUUACAUACAUAUCUUCAUUUUCAAAAAACUCAUCUUCACCAAUUUUCGAAGAUUCUUCGCCUUCUUAUUUAUAUCUUAUAAUGUUUAUUUAUUUAUCACAAUGAAAUACUUAAAUCUACUUUCCAAAUCUUUCAUGUGUUUUCGGAUUUCGCCACAAACGGACGGACAGACAGACAUCCGGAUUUGAACUCCACUCUUCACCCUGAUCACUUUGGUAUAUAUAACCCUACAUCUGGGUGUUACAAACAACCGCUAAGUGAACAAAAUUAUUAUACUCCUUAGCAAUUUUGUUGCGAGAGUAUAAAAGUACCAUGGUAUGCAUGUAUUUUUAUAAAGCAACUUGAUGAAGUGUGGAUUCAUUUAGAUUACAACAAUCUAAUUAGUUAAUUUGUUUUUCCUGUUGAUCGAUAAAGUAGUCAAGUAUCUAUACAAAACUUUUAACUUUUUACCAUUCCAUAAAUCGUACAUUUAAUUCCGGUUGAUAAGGUCUAAAAAAAAAACAAACAACAAGUUUUAAAUUUUUUUGUACAUAUCAUCGAAAAAAGGACUUUUAAACUCAGAUACACAUUGGAUCGCGCCUAGUAUACACGCGCACUCGGCCGCAAAAUAUAAAAUGCAUUGUCAUUCUUAUUUGGCAAUUUGUUCAGUGCUCGCAAAGUUAAGCUUUUUAUCCAAUAUUCAUUAGUCAUCCUGUAAAUGAUGCGAUAUUUUUUAUAACAACAAGUAAGGAAAUGCUAAGUUCGGGUGCAUAUGUAUAUGCAGUAUAAAGCCUACCGGAAGUCGCUUUGGAACUCGCUUGGUGUACACCAGAGAACGGCAUCGGCUGAAUGAAAAACAUUCGUACGCGCUCAACAGCCGAAUAAUCACACUGUUCGGAUCAGCCGAUCAAACUUGCAUGCGCUCACAUUUUCGUUGUUGAUUUUAAAUUCACUCUGUACACUCUGUACACACCCGAUCUUGCAAUCGUGUUUCUGGUCGUAACGCUCGCAGUUUAGCUGCUCAGUGUUAUGGAAGAAAGCUCAAAGCAUGAUCGCGAGCAGCACACGAUAGCCUCUUUCGUGUUGCUCAAUAUAAACACAAAAAACGACGAAAUAAAUGGUUCACCUUUAAACGAUUCCAGCAUUGUGAUUGAUGAGUUUUGUAUGUACGGCAUUUCCAUAAACCAACUCGAAGCGGAAGCAAAGGAAAGUAUAAACAGUGGAACGGAAUUAGUGAUACCAGAAGAACCGCGUAUUUUGCAUAAGUUGUCAAUCAAACAAAAAAUUGGACCCAACAACGAUUCAUUUAAUGAAGACUCGGGCAAUGCUUUCAUCAGCUUCAUUGCACAUAUGCGAAAACCUACUUGUCUGGUUGCAGAUCGUGGGAAUGCGUUUUGUUUUCCAAUAAUCAAACGCAAACUGGACGAAUUACAAUUGAGCCUUCCGUGUGACAUCCUGUGUGUGGAUUUUUUUCUGGCAUUUCGGAUUUUGGAUCAACAAAUGAAAAAAGAGUCUUCAGCUGCCGACAUAUUUAAUUUCUGUAUUUCUCGCACUAAUAAAGAGCAACCCGUUAUAAUAUUAUUCGAUUCUGAUAACCCAUAAGAGAAAAACGCUUUGGAACUCGCUUGGUGUACACACCACAUUCUGUAAAAAUUUAACUCAUUUGUGAUUGUGGUCGCAACGCUCGCAAUUUAGCUGCUCAGUAUUAUGGAAGAAAGCUCUCAGCGUGAUUGCGAGCAGCGCACGAUAGCCUCUUUCGUGUUGCUCAAAAAAAAAACAAAAAACGACGAAAUAAAAGGUUCACCUUUAAACGAUUCCAGCAUUGCAAUUAAUGAAUUUUGUAUGUACGGGUUUCCCACAAACCAACUCGAAGCGGAAACAAAGAAAAGUAUUAACAGUGCAACGAAAUUAGUGAUACCAAAAAAACCGCGUAUUUUGCAUAAGUUGUCAAUUAAACAAAAAAUUGGACCCAACAACGAUUCAUUUAAUGAAGACUCGGGCAAUGCUUUCAUCAGCUUCAUUGCACAUAUGCGAAAACCUACUUGUCUGAUUGCAGAUCGUGGCAAUGAGUUCUGUUUUCCAAUUAUCAAACAUAAACUGGACGAAUUACAAUUGAAAAUGCCGCCUAAUACACUGUGCAUGGACGCUACAUGUGCUUUUCGAGAUAUAAAUGAACAUACAACCGAUGAGUCUGUACAAGACGACAUAUUUAACGAAAAGAUAUUUAAACAUUGUGAUGACCCGACAUCAAAUGUGGACAAUGCUGAUAACCGAAACGAACGGAGGACUUCUGAAUCUUCACACAGCGAGAUAUUCAAACAUUGUGAUGACCCGACAAUAAAUGUGGGCAACGAGGAAAACCAAAACAAACAGAUGAGAUCAAAAUCUUUAUACAGUGAAAUAGUUACUCAAAGGGUAUUCCAACUUUCGAAUUCACCGACAGCAAAUGUUGACAAUGCUGAUAACCGAAACGAACGGCGGACAUCUGAAUGUGUGAUGAGAUCUCAAUCUUUAGACUGCGAGAUAUUUGAGGAAAGGAUAUUCGAAUUUUGUAAUGAGCCGACAAUAAAUGUAGACAAUGCUGAUAACCGAAACGAACGGAGGACUUCCGAAUGUUCGGAACGCGAGAUAUUUAACGAAAGGAUAUUCCAACGUUGUGAUGAACCGACAACAAAUGGGUACAAUCUUAAUAACCGAAACGAACGGAGGACUUCCGAUUCUUUAGAAAGCGAGAUAUUCAAACAUUGUGAGGACCCGACAUCAAAUGUGGACAAUGCCGAUAACCGAAACGAACGGAGGACUUCUGAAUAUGCAGAAAGCGAGAUAUUUAACCAAAGGAUAGUUGAACUGUGCGAUGAUCCGACACCAAAUGUGGACAAUGCUGAUAACAGAAAGGAACAGAGGACUUCUGAAUAUACAGAAAGCGAGAUAUUGAACCAAAGGAUAGUUGAACUGUGUGAUGAUCCGACAUCAAAUGUGGACAAUGCGGAUAACAGAAACGAACAGAGGACUUUUGAAUAUGCAGAAAGCGAGAUAUUUAACCAAAGAAUAGUUGAACUGUGCGAUGAUCCGACAUCAAAUGUGGCCAAUGCUGAUAACAGAAACGAACAGAGGACUUCUGAAUAUGCAGAAAGCGAGAUAUUUAACCAAAGGAUAGUUGAACUGUGCGAUGAUCCGACAUCAAAUGUGGACAAUGCUGAUAACAGAAACGAACAGAGGACUUCUGAAUAUGCAGAAAGUGAGAUAUUUUACCAAAGAAUAGUUGAACUGUGUGAUGAUCCGACAUCAAAUGUGGCCAAUGCUAAUAACCAAAACGAACGAAGGACUUCUCAACAUUCAGAAAGUGAGAUAUUUAAUCAUAGGAUUUUCGAACUUUGUGAUGAUCCGACAUCAAAUGUAGUCAAUGCUGAUAACCGAAACGAACAGAGGACUUCUGAAUCUUCAGAAAGUGAGAUAUUUAAGCACUGUGAUGACCCGACAGUAAAUGUAGACAAUGCUGAUCACCGAAACGAACGGAGGACUUCUCAACAUUCAGAAAGUGAGAUAUUUAAUCAUAGGAUAUUCGAACUUUGUGAUGAUCCGACAUCAAAUGUAGUCAAUGCUGAUAACCGAAACGAACAGAGGAGUUCUGAAUCUUCAGAAAGUGAGAUAUUUAAGCACUGUGAUGACCCGACAGUAAAUGUAGACAAUGCUGAUCACCGAAACGAACGGAGGACUUCUCAACAUUCAGAAAGUGAGAUAUUUAAUCAUAGGAUAUUCGAACUUUGUGAUGAUCCGACAUCAAAUGUAGUCAAUGCUGAUCACCGAAACGAACGGAGGACUUCUCAACAUUCAGAAAGUGAGAUAUUUAAUCAUAGGAUAUUCGAACUUUGUGAUGAUCCGACAUCAAAUGUAGUCAAUGCUGAUAACCGAAACGAACAGAGGAGUUCUGAAUCUUCAGAAAGUGAGAUAUUUAAGCACUGUGAUGACCCGACAGUAAAUGUAGACAAUGCUGAUCACCGAAACGAACGGAGGACUUCUCAACAUUCAGAAAGUGAGAUAUUUAAUCAUAGGAUAUUCGAACUUUGUGAUGAUCCGACAUCAAAUGUAGUCAAUGCUGAUCACCGAAACGAACGGAGGACUUCUCAACAUUCAGAAAGUGAGAUAUUUAAUCAUAGGAUAUUCGAACUUUGUGAUGAUCCGACAUCAAAUGUAGUCAAUGCUGAUAACCGAAACGAACAGAGGAGUUCUGAAUCUUCAGAAAGUGAGAUAUUUAAGCACUGUGAUGACCCGACAGUAAAUGUAGACAAUGCUGAUCACCGAAACGAACGGAGGACUUCUCAACAUUCAGAAAGUGAGAUAUUUAAUCAUAGGAUAUUCGAACUUUGUGAUGAUCCGACAUCAAAUGUAGUCAAUGCUGAUAACCGAAACGAACAGAGGAGUUCUGAAUCUUCAGAAAGUGAGAUAUUUAAGCACUGUGAUGACCCGACAGUAAAUGUAGACAAUGCUGAUCACCGAAACGAACGGAGGACUUCUCAACAUUCAGAAAGUGAGAUAUUUAAUCAUAGGAUAUUCGAACUUUGUGAUGAUCCGACAUCAAAUGUAGUCAAUGCUGAUCACCGAAACGAACGGAGGACUUCUCAACAUUCAGAAAGUGAGAUAUUUAAUCAUAGGAUAUUCGAACUUUGUGAUGAUCCGACAUCAAAUGUAGUCAAUGCUGAUAACCGAAACGAACAGAGGAGUUCUGAAUCUUCAGAAAGUGAGAUAUUUAAGCACUGUGAUGACCCGACAGUAAAUGUAGACAAUGCUGAUCACCGAAACGAACGGAGGACUUCUCAACAUUCAGAAAGUGAGAUAUUUAAUCAUAGGAUAUUCGAACUUUGUGAUGAACCGACAGUAAAUGUGGACAAUGCUGAUAGCCGGAACGAAGAGAGGACUUCUGAAUCUACAGAACGCGAGAUAUUUAAACAUUGUGAUGACCCUAGAGUAAAUGUGAACAAAGCGGAGAACAAACCAGAGACAAUACUAUCACUUACAGAACAGCUGGUUGCUGAAACAAAAACCAAUUGGCAAGCACGUAACGAAACCACACAUA
This is a messenger RNA of Zeugodacus cucurbitae (melon fly), 8896 nucleotides long. Its product is annotated as GATA zinc finger domain-containing protein 14. The record is from RefSeq and is a predicted model, not a curated record. Gene Ontology annotation, molecular function: 3'-5'-DNA exonuclease activity; nucleic acid binding. Gene Ontology annotation, cellular component: cytoplasm. Gene Ontology annotation, biological process: DNA catabolic process. NCBI's taxonomy places the organism in Eukaryota, Metazoa, Arthropoda, Insecta, Diptera, Tephritidae. The transcript is spliced from 7 exons. Bases 66 to 2486 code for a protein of 806 amino acids.